Molecule: messenger RNA, 1410 nt
Organism: Pipistrellus nathusii (Nathusius's pipistrelle)
Lineage: Eukaryota; Metazoa; Chordata; Mammalia; Chiroptera; Vespertilionidae
Source: the annotation of a GenBank genome assembly
AUGGCAAACUUUGCAUUGAAGAACUUCACUGCACUCUCAGAUCUGCAUCCAAAUAUGGCUAAUCUGAAAAUAAUCGGUAUAGUUAUUGGGAAAACAGAUGUCAAAGGCUUUCCAGACAGAAAAAAUAUUGGGUCAGAAAGGUACACUUUCAGUUUCACCAUUCGUGAUUCACCAACGCAUUUUAUAAACGCAACAUCCUGGGGCAAUGAAGAUUAUAUCAGAUCACUUUCUGACAGCUUUAGGGUUGGUGAGUGUGUGAUAAUUGAAAAUCCCUUGAUCCAAAGAAAGGAAUUAGAAAGAGAAGAAAAAUUCAGCCCUGAAACUCCUAGUGACUGUAAACUAUUGCUCAGUGGAGAUCACUCAACAGUAAAAGUUUGUUCCAGUUAUGAAGUGGACACCAAGUUACUUUCUUUGAUACACUUACCCGUUAAAGAAUCUCGGGAUUAUUAUUCAUUGGGUGAUAUUAUUGCAAAUGGACACAGUCUUGAAGGGAGAAUUAUUAAUGUGCUUGCAGCUGUGAAGUCGGUUGGAGAGCCAAAAUACUUUACAACUUCAGAUCGAAGAAAAGGCCAGAGGUGUGAAGUUAAACUCUAUGAUGAGACGGAGUCUACUUUUGCAAUGAUAUGUUGGGAUAAUGAAUCCAUUCUACUUGCACAGAGCUGGGUGCCACGAGAAACAGUAAUAUUUGCCUCAGAUGUAAGAAUAAAUUUUGACAAAUUUCGAAACUGCAUGGCAGCAACUGUAAUCUCAAAAACCAUUAUUACAACUAACCCAGAGACACCAGAAGCUAACAUCUUAUUGAAUUUUAUAAGAGUAAAUAAAGAAACAAAUCCUCAGGAUGAUGCAAUUGACAGUUAUUUGGAAGAAUCCAUAAAUUUAAAUACAAUAGUUGAUGUCUAUACAGUUAAACAAUUAAAGGUAAAAGCUUUGAAGAAUGAAGGAAAACAUCCUUUUUAUGGCAUUCUUUAUGCUUACAUUUCUACACUGAACAUUGAUGGUGAAACUACAAAAGUAGUUCGAAAUAGAUGUUCAAGCUGUGGUUACAUUGUAAAUGAAGCAUCCAGCAUUUGUACAACUUGCAACAAAGAUUCUUCGAAGUUUAAAUCCGUUUUUCUCAGCUUUGAUAUGCUAAUUGAUCUUACUGACCACACAGGUACCCUCCAUUCCUGUAGUCUCACAGGAAGUGUUGCUGAGGAGACUUUGGGCUGCACGGUAAAUGAGUUUCUUGCAAUGACGGAUGAACAGAAAACAGCAUUAAAGUGGCAAUUUCUUUUGGAAAGAAGCAAGAUUUAUUUAAAAGUUUUUUUGUCAGACAGAGCCAGGGGUAGAUUGAAAAUUAGUGUGAUCUCAUGUAAGUUUGCAGAUCCUGUUGAGGCAAGUAGGAACUUGUCUGGACAAGGAAAUAUUUAA